Molecule: messenger RNA, 1191 nt
Organism: Rhinocladiella mackenziei CBS 650.93
Lineage: Eukaryota; Fungi; Ascomycota; Eurotiomycetes; Chaetothyriales; Herpotrichiellaceae
Exons: 8
Coding region: 1-1191 (396 amino acids)
Cellular component (GO): cytosol
Molecular function (GO): acetoacetate-CoA ligase activity
Source: RefSeq, a predicted model, not a curated record
AUGAGUAAAAUCUCCAACACAUUGUCCAGGCUAGUGAUAAUCGGAGAUCUGAGAGGGUGUGAUCUUGAGUGCAUACGUUUUAUCCAGAAUGCUCAACAGACGCCUUUGAAAUAUGAGCAGGUACCAUUCAAUACACCACUAGUUGUCAUGUUCUCGUCAGGUACCACAGGUACACCGAAGGGAUUGUACACUCACGCGGACAAUGUAAGAUGGAUCGCCCUUCUACCCGAUCCGAUGGAAUUUCUCAAGGCAGUCUUUGCGACAGGCGUCACAGGUUUCGGCGCUGGCCCUCGUUAUUUCUCAGAAUUGCAAAAACGCAACGUGGAACCGAGUGGGCAACAAAACUUCACACAAUCUUCUCCACAGGUGCAAGUACUGUCACCCAGCCUCGCAAGAUGGAUCGCAGACGCAUUUGGACCUGCCUGUCAAAUCUCACUCUCUGGAGGAACCGAAUUGUGCGGUUCAUUCGUGCACGGCACACGAUCUCUGCCCUCGUAUCCAGGUGAGAUUGCUGUCAAAGCACUUGGAAUGGACGUUGCCGCGUUCUCAGUGGACGGUCAACCUCUGUCUGAUGGAGAAAGCGAACAAACCCGGCAGGAAACGAUAUCACAGCUCGUAUUUCGAAAUCUUUCCUCAUGUAUGGACACAUGGCGACUUUAUCAAAGUAAAAAUCCUAACACGAAAGGGAUCUAUGUUCUAGGGAGAAGCGAUGGAACGCUCAACCCGUCCAGCGUGCGCUUCGGUAGUUCUGAAAUCUACGACAUUCUCUCGGUGCACAAACUUCGCUCUUCAAUCCUCGACUCCAUUGUCGUCGGUCAACAGCGCACCACAGCACCAUACUCAGAUACCACCGAUCGUGUUCUGCUCUUCAUAAAAUGUCACCUGUCCUCGUCCACCAGUGCAAUCAUGCCAUCUAAGGAUCUUAACACACGUAUCCGGGACCGAAUCGCCCACGACCUCACGCCCCGACAUGUACCUGCGCACAUCUUCGAGGUGCAAGAGAUCCCGUAUAAUGCGAACGGGAAGAAAGUGGAAAUUCAAGUCAAGGCGGUCGUUAAUAGUGGGGAGUCAGCAAGGAGCAGGCAGCGGCUCACGGGUCAGGAAUUGGGUAUGUUGAAGCAGUUUGAGGUGUUUUAUCAUCUGGAAAAGUUACUGAAGAAGGUGAAUGGAGGAAGGGUGGCGAAGUUGUGA